AUGGCGACCGUUUACAAGUCACUCAACAAGAUCAACGGCCCCAAGGACGAGGAGUCGACCAAGAAUGGCCCCAGGAAGAACAAGCAGAGGGUCCUCGUCCUCUCGUCAAGAGGCGUCACAUACCGACACCGACACCUUCUUAACGACCUCGCAGCGAUGAUGCCCCACGGGCGCAAGGACGCCAAGUUUGACUCCAAGUCGAAGCUGUACCAGCUCAACGAGCUGGCGGAGCUGUACAACUGCAACAAUGUGCUGUUUUUUGAGGCGCGAAAAGGCCAGGAUCUUUAUAUGUGGGCGAGCAAGGUGCCGAACGGGCCAACGGUCAAGAUGCACGUGCAGAAUUUGCAUACUAUGGAGGAGCUACACUUCACGGGCAACUGCCUUAAGGGCUCCCGCCCUGUGCUCUCCUUCGACGCCGCGUUCGACAAGGACCCGCACCUGAUGGUGAUCAAGGAACUCUUCUUCCACAUCUUCGGCGUGCCGCAGGGGGCGCGCAAGUCCAAGCCCUUUGUCGACCACGUCAUAGGCUUCACUGUAGCGGACGGCAAGAUCUGGGUGCGUAACUACCAGAUCAACGAGGUCGAGAAGACGGCCACCAAGACCGACGAGGACGGCGACGAGGAGAUGGAUACCGGUAAGGGCAAGAAGAAGGAGAAAACCGGGAGGGGAGGCAAGGACACGGAUAUCAACCUGGUGGAGAUUGGGCCCAGAUUCGUCUGCACGCCUAUCAUCAUACAGGAGGGUUCGUUUGGUGGUCCGAUCAUCUACGAGAACAAGCAGUUCGUCUCGCCAAACCAGGUCCGUGCCGACCUGAGGAGAAGAAAGGCCGGCAGGCACAACGUGAGGGCGGAGCAGAAGGGCGACGCGGUCACGAGGAAGGAUCGGCUUGGCUUGAGGACGAACGGGGAAACCACGAAGAAGAGCGACGCUUUGGCGACAAAGGCUGUGUUCUCUUGACAGAGUUUCUUUAUUUCUCUUUCUUUUUUUUUUCUCCUCCCUCACGGAUAUGGCGUUAUGGUUGCGAAAAACAAGAAUGGAACUGGGGGAUUCUCUAUACCCAGUGUUCAGCACGAAACCUCCGAGCUAAUAGAUACGCAUCAAAAUAGUUAUUGUUUCACAUGCAUGGCCGCUGUAAUGCUAGCAUCAAUC
Messenger RNA from Cryphonectria parasitica EP155, 1149 nucleotides. Its product is annotated as Brix-domain-containing protein. NCBI's taxonomy places the organism in Eukaryota, Fungi, Ascomycota, Sordariomycetes, Diaporthales, Cryphonectriaceae. The transcript is spliced from 3 exons. Bases 1 to 957 code for a protein of 318 amino acids. Gene Ontology annotation, cellular component: nucleolus. Gene Ontology annotation, biological process: ribosomal large subunit assembly; rRNA processing. Gene Ontology annotation, molecular function: rRNA binding. The record is from RefSeq and is a predicted model, not a curated record.